This is a messenger RNA of Myotis brandtii (Brandt's bat), 1432 nucleotides long. RefSeq names its product F-box only protein 31. Bases 5 to 1432 code for a protein of 475 amino acids. The record is from RefSeq and is a predicted model, not a curated record. The transcript is spliced from 2 exons. Lineage: Eukaryota; Metazoa; Chordata; Mammalia; Chiroptera; Vespertilionidae. Gene Ontology annotation, molecular function: protein binding.
AGGCAUGGAGGAGUGCGCUUGCCUCUGCAGCGUGGGCUCUUCACAGGGACGUCGGUGUCCUCAGAAGCGCCAGCGCCCAGCUGAGAAGGCAGUGGCCGAUGGCAAGCCGGCCCUGGCCCCGGCAGAAAAGCACGUCGAGGCGGACGCGGCAGCGUGGUGCUGUGCUGGGAGUGGAGGAGUCGCAAGCUCCAUGCCGCCCCCGCCAACCCCGCACUGCUUGCUGCAGGACCUGCCGGUGGAGAUGCUGGUGGAGAUCUUCGCCUCGCUCCCAGGCACCAACCUGCCCAGCCUGGCCCAGGCCUGCACCAAAUUCCACCAAAUCCUGCACACCGACAGCAUCUGGAGACGGUGCUGCCGGGAGGAGUAUGGUGUUCGUGAAAAUUUGCAGAACCUGGAGAUCGGUAUGUCUUAUCGAGAAGUCUAUGCGAAGCUGUUCCACCCAUACAGACACAUUUUGGGAUUGUGGCAGCUAGAUCAUUUCGAUAGAACACUGCUGAAUGUCGUGGUGGACGGCUUAUGCAUUACUGGUUGGAGGUACGGGCCUUCCCUUGACACCCAUGUGGAUGACCCAAUGCAUUUCAAGCCCUCGUUCAGAAUUCGCCUGACGGAGAGGAAAUCAGCCACGGUGGAGUGCAUGGAAGGCCUCAACAGCAGGCCCCACCACGGCCACAUUCUGAUUGAGAAGGACAGGUUCACCACCCUGUGUAAGAUGACAGACCACCAAGCGGGUUCACUAACGUGGCUUUGGGGAGGACAGAGGUGGGUGCUGGUGAAGGAGGACAGCCUGACCUACCGCCGCCUCUACCUCCCGCCGAGCCACCCGACGACCUCAGGCCUCUUCCAAUACAACUACGAUGCCUUCGGCCUACAGAUUGCCAUGCUCAGCUUCCAUGGGAAGUAUGCCAGGGUCACGAGGGUCACCGGAACAGCCAAGGCGUUAGAGAUCCACCUCAUGCGCCGCAUCCAGCUGCGAGAUGGCGAGAUCUUCCGCAACUUCAACGAGCUCUCCCGCGUGGUCCAGGAGAUUGACGAGCAGGUGACCGGGGAGCGGCAGCAGCAGCAAGAAGACGGGACUGAGGAAAGCCAGGACCAUGGCUGGCAGAGCCCUGCCAAGCCCAGCGUGGGGGAGUUCGGGGCUGCAGCUGCGGAGGAGCAGCCUGUCCCGUUUGUUCUGCCUGUGGGCGUGCGCUCAAGACUCCACAACUACCCCCGAACCUGCAGGAUGUGUUUCUAUGGCGUGGACACUGUUACUGAUACCUUCUUUGAAUUCACAUUCACCAGUCGCUUACCUGGAGUCUUCAUCCUGUUUGAUGAGAACCACUUCGGGUUCAUCUGGCUCCAGGCGGAAUACUUCUUCCUGUACCGCAGAGUCCAGAACACCUUCCAGAAUGUGGAGGCACCAUGCAUUUAUUCUAAGAUGUUUUCUUACUAG